AUUACCUCAAGUUUUAAUUUUUUGAAUUGAUCCGUUCAAAAAAGAAAAGCACUGUAUAUAGAAUAGUUACAAGUAUUUUGGAAACCAAUGGACAUAGUGGUACCGAAACCUUCAACGCAAACGGAAGAAUCAAAAGACGAAGACGACGAUGAUGUUUUCUAUGACACUGAAGACGAACCAGAAAGUGAUAGCGAAGACGAAACAGAUUCCAGUGUAGUAUGCAAAGCAUGCCCAGUCGUGAAGCCAGUCUUCCUAUGUGGCUCCGACAACAGAACCUACAGCUCUUUGUGCAGGUUGGACUAUCACAACUGUAUACAUCACACAUCUAUACGAGUCGUAUGCAAAGGCUUCUGUCCAUGUAAAGACAAUAACGAUGACCGCAUCCGCAAGAAGCAACGACAAGCGGACAAGCUGAACCAGUUCAUGAACAAGUACAAAGCCACGUUGGACAAAACGGGCACCGGAUUAGGUAGUUCCAUCAAUGGUGUUGCUAAACCACCUUCCAGGCCAUCUCUCGCCAUAUCUAAAGCGGACCAACUGUACACAUUCACGCCACAAGAUUUCAAGUACGACAACAAGCAUUACAAGUACAUCAAGUAUACGAAGUACAACAACGAUAAGGAGCUGAGUAGUAACUCGAUCUACUCAGACGACAAGGAGAGAGUCCGCGGUUACAACGAGGUACUGGAUGACGACAAAACCAGCUUCGGAGGAGCAGCGUCAGCUUCGUCGUAUCCCCAAAAGCAGUGCUCUCCAGCAGCACUUCAAGCCAUGGGCAACCGGCUGCUGGAUUGGUUCUCCGUCGUCAUGGCCGACUCCGCCAAGAGGAAACGCUUUAAGACUAAAUCUAAAGUCCACUGGACCAGCAGCUGCAAGAAACCAGAAGUGAAAUGGAUGUUCCAACACCUGGACGCUAACGGCGACGGCCGCCUCUCGCUACAAGAACUGUAUGACCUGGAGCACGAUCAGCGCGAGGCAUGUCUGAAACCAUUCCUGCAACGAUGCGACGUGGAUCGGGAUGUGUUCGUCUCAGCCCUCGAAUGGUGCAAGUGCUUCUCUAGGAGCGAACGCCCGUGCGCGGCGGUCAGUCGCAAAAUUAUCCAUGCGGCUGGAGAUUCGCAAUUAGGUGUAUACAUCCCGGACUGUGACAACCAAGGAUACUACAAACCUGUCCAGUGCCACAGUGCAAUUGGGAUGUGCUGGUGUGUUGACAAACAUGGAGUUGAAUUCGCCAAUACACGUUCGCACGCGAAACCUAAUUGCGAUCCACUACUGAGCAAAGAGAACGACCUAUCGAAGCAACUGACAAGUAACUUAGUGGACAAUUCCAGUGACGAUGAAGACGAUAACGAUCAAAAUAUGGAGGGUAGUGCCGAUCAUCCUUCAGAUUAUUAAGUUUUCUACACACUUCAACAGCCACGUCGUUGUGCCGCCUUCGCUGCAGCCUGCUACUUAACCUGAUUUGUAACAGCUUAGAAUUUUAGAUACUUUUUAUAUGAAGUGUUAUUACACUCUAUAGAUCGCAAGUCAUAUUAACGUAAAGAUCAUUUAUAGGACGUUCAUUCUAAGAAUGCACUUGUGAUUGGAGAAAGUGCACAUCAGUAGAAUUUAGUAGUUUUUAUGGAAUGCAAUGUACCUACUUACAUGUGCAUAGUCAGGCGGUUCGUAAACCCUCCAUAGCAAGCGUCGACUUCUGAAGAACAUUCAUGGAUCUUAGAUUAUAAAUUUCAAUAAGUCGCAAUCCCGGCUGUUAGAUUGGUACACACUUGCAAAAAGUCUCUUACGUGUCAGGUACUCCCUCUUACUUUGACUAAUAAUGUGUGCUUUAAAAACCGUUGUAUAUUAGUAUAUUUUGAGUAAAAUGUUUAAUUGAUUUGUCAUUAUCUUGAUUAAUAAAUUCCGGGCCACAAUAAUAGUUGCAAGUCAGGUUCAGGAUUCAGUUUCCUCUUAUAUGGCCAUAACCCAUAAACGAGAUUUGUAGCAAUUAUUUUUAAACAGCUACACGUAGAUACACACGUGAUAUGCAUAAAUGUAUGCACAAGGUGGGACAAGUAGUAACAUAGUGUAAAGUGUUUCUGCUUCAUAACCAGAUUAUUCAAAUCUAUAACAUUGAUGAGCUUAAGUUGGAAAAAUAAUAUCGGUUCUGGCAUCGUGAUAUUUGGUAAAAAUGUUAAUCAACUCAGGACCAAUAAUAUAUCAACUUGAUUUCACCAGUUUUACACAUUUGGGAAAGCUGAGAAACGACCCAUGUUUACUCAUGUCCAACAUCAUGACACUCAAUUUAUAUUAAGUUAUUACUUUUGUCCCACGUUGUACACACAUUUCCAAUUCUUUUGACAUUACUAGAGCGAUAUCCCUUGUAGUUGUGAUGUCUUCUCAGGUUUUUCAAACCGAUAAAUUCUGCUAAAUACUAGAAAAUAUUAUGAAAUAAUUCUACUAUUUUGUACCCGGUAACACUUACGCAAAAUGUGGAGUUCAGAACUGGAUACAAAAACUGGCUUCUUGUAGGAUCAUAAUACUGGCUCUUUCCAAAUUAGCUGUUUACGUUACAUUUUCUAUUGAAACGAUGCGCUAUAACAUGCAAAUGCCAAAAUCUUGAAGUCUUAUACGUGAUAAAUAUUGAAAAAAUCACCACACCUGAGAACACCAUCGCAAUGACUAUUUAUUGAUGUCAUUCCUCAUCAUAAGUCUACAUUCCAUAUUUUUCCUUUGAGAAUACCACAUGACCUGUGGUUUUUAGUUAAGUUUUCUAUAGUUUAUACAUGUAUAUACAGCGUCCUGAUUUCUCGUCAUAUUUUUUUCGAGAUACCAGUUUAUAGUUUAUUUUGGCAAAUAACGCGUAUAAUUAGAUAGAAGUAGAAACAGCUUUCAUGUUCGUGCUGUCCAAAAAAAAAUUAUACACAUGUAUGCAUUUAUGUGUUAGAAAAUAUUGUAAUGAUUGUUAACAUUGAUUGUUUCGUCAUUUUGAUGUGUGUUAUUUUUCCAGUAUUAUGUUUUAGUUUUUUAAAUUAUCACCCUGUAUAUUAUUAAAUAUGUAGUUACGAUACUUAAAAUGGUACUCUGUACAUAAAAAAGGUACUAUGUAUGAAUUCGUAUUCAGUUCCUUUUGUACUGUUGUGCAAUAAGUUCACAUUCAAUAUAAUCAUAAUGUUUCCUCCACUUGCUGUCCAACAACUUAAUUUAUAGCAAAAGACUGCUUAAGUAAUCAAAAGAAUACAACAAAUCUAUCACUUCGUUGAUAUCAAUAUAUCAUCUCCUUAUCUUUAAGCAGCGAAUACUUAUGAAAUUUCGUUUGAGGAAACCUUUUUCACACACCUAUAAUCUUAACUCUUAUUUAUUGUAUGUUUUUAAAACAAUAAAAUUAGAUCUCUUAUA
Molecule: messenger RNA, 3375 nt
Organism: Acanthoscelides obtectus
Lineage: Eukaryota; Metazoa; Arthropoda; Insecta; Coleoptera; Chrysomelidae
Source: the annotation of a GenBank genome assembly